Molecule: messenger RNA, 585 nt
Organism: Brassica napus (rape)
Lineage: Eukaryota; Viridiplantae; Streptophyta; Magnoliopsida; Brassicales; Brassicaceae
Exons: 2
Coding region: 1-585 (194 amino acids)
Source: RefSeq, a predicted model, not a curated record
AUGUCGAGUUUCAUACCCUCAGAUUACAAAGCCCUUGAUCUCUCUGGAGAUAAUUAUCUUGAUUGGGCUAUAAACACUUCAGCCGUCUUGAAGUCUAGAGGACUUGGGAAGUGCAUCAAGUAUGGCAAUGACACCCUUGCGUGUGAAAGACACAGAGCCAUAAUGAUUAUGCGACACCAUCUCUGUGAGGACCUAAGAGACGAGUUUGGAUAUGUUAAUGAUCCUCAUAAUCUCUGGUCAUUUUUGAAUUCUAGAUUCUGUGAGCCAUUGUUGCACGAAUCCAAGAAAAAAUGGGAAGCUCUAAGGUUCCAGGAUUAUGAAUCCGUGGACAAUUAUCACUCUGAUCUUAUGAGAAUCACCUAUAGUCUUAGACUAUGUGGUGAAUUGGUAACAAACGAGGAUUUGUUAAACAAAACUCGUGACACAUUCCAUUCAGAGGAAGUGUUGUUAUCACAUCAGGCCAAAGUACUAGACAGUGAGAUGAAAAUCCCUGAAGCUAAUAAAGCCACAUUUGAUAAGAAGAGAUCUGAGGAGGAUUCCGAGUGGACACUCAUGGACCAUGAGGUCGGAUUAUACAUUGAAUAA